This is a messenger RNA of Astyanax mexicanus (Mexican tetra), 3794 nucleotides long. It is a transcript of the gene cited4a, whose product is annotated as Cbp/p300-interacting transactivator, with Glu/Asp-rich carboxy-terminal domain, 4a. Bases 247 to 981 code for a protein of 244 amino acids. NCBI's taxonomy places the organism in Eukaryota, Metazoa, Chordata, Actinopteri, Characiformes, Acestrorhamphidae. Gene Ontology annotation, biological process: regulation of DNA-templated transcription. The record is from RefSeq and is a predicted model, not a curated record. Gene Ontology annotation, cellular component: nucleus. The transcript is spliced from 2 exons.
UUCUCUCCUCAGAUCUCCGGAGCUCCGGAGACUCAGCGCUAUAUAAUCCCCGAGCUGACCCAGAAAACAACCUCCCGAACCCGGGCUGCAGCGGAGCGAGCGGCCGCUGAAUACAGACACCCGAACCCGAACCUAAUCUACCCAAAGAUUACUUUACCUUCCUGAAGGAGAAGAUCUGAAGACUUUACUGUGGGAUUUAUUGAAAGAGGAGGAAAACAACAACAUUUACCGAAACUCCACCAAGCCAUGGCCGAUCACAUGAUGAUGCCCAUGAACCACGGCUCAGCUGGGGGGCUGCACGGGUAUCGCAUGGGGAUGAACGGACACCCCCAGCACGCGGGCCAGCCGGGUCUGCGGGCCGUUCCCAACGGCCAGAUGAUGCACUACAGCAGGGGCCCGCAGGGGUCCAUGGAGCCGGCCAUGAGGCAGCGUCUGGGGAUAGGGCCCAUGAUGAACGGCCAGGUCGCCGGUCAGAUGGGGACCGGGCACCAUCCUCAGAUGCAGACGAGCGGCAUGAUGUAUGGCAACCAGCAGCAGGGGGCGCAUCUUCAGCCGCAGCACCACAUGCACCCUCAGACUUCCCAGCAGCACCCGCAGCAGCAGCACCCGCAGCAGUAUAUGAGCGGAGGAGGCAUGAGCUCAUCCCAGCAGCUCAUGGCCAGCAUGCACCUCCAGAAACUCAACACUCAGUAUCAUGCCCUUCCAAUCGGGCCCGGUAGUGGACACCACAUGGGAAACGGGGCUCAGUACAGGAUGGUUCAGGGCCAGUUGGCGGGCAUGCAGAUGGGCAUGGGCGGUCCGGCGCUGGCCCUCAACGUCAUGGACACGGACUUGAUCGACGAGGAGGCUCUCACGUCUCUCGUCCUAGAACUGGGUCUGGACAGGGUUCAGGAGCUCCCGGAACUGUUUCUGGGUCAGAACGAGUUCGACUUUUUCUCAGACUUCGUGUGCAAACAGCAGCCGAGUACCGUCAGCUGCUGAGCAGCUGGUUAGAGGUGGAUCAGCUUCAUAUCUGCCGUAUCAGCAGCGGGUCAUUUGCUGAGGACGUCACAAGAGAAGCCAACCUUUCUGGUCCCAAGUGAUUCUGCUCGGUCUGUGAAGUCAUGCUAUAUAUACUGUAGUACACUCUGACCCGACCCGUCUGCUGCUGAAUGAAGCGAGAGAAAGAGUUGAAGCUUUUCUCGCUGCUCUUUUAAGAGCUGAACUCAGUACAUGGCCCUUUUUAAAGCGUGGCUUUGUGAUGUAGCGGGCCCUUUCUUUUCUAUGGGUCCCCUGGGCUGAUGAUAGCUCUCUCUCAGACCAGGGUUGAAUGUAACUCACUUCAUGGGAAAAAAGAAAGUCCUGCAUAGAACAAUGUUAUAGACUGCCUUGCCUCCAUGGGAGCACUCACAUUCAAUGGCAUUUAAAAAUAUUCUUAUUUAUGAUGAACACCAAAAAAGCAGACAAAAGUUGAGCUUUGUUGACAAAAAAAAAUAAAUCUGCUUUUAUUUUUCCUUAAGCAAACAUUUUAUUUAGCGUUACUCCCAGAGAGCAACCUUGUCUUAGAGUUUGGAUCCAAUCCAAAUCCAACCAACCUGAUCCAACUAAUUAAAGCCUUUAAAAUGCUGGAUUAGCUGAAUGGAGUGUGUUUGAUUUGGGUUGGUGUUAAAUUCUGUGAGGUAUCUCUGCAGGAGAACACUGAUCUAAUGGCUGGUGGUAAAAGAGCAGUGUGAGUAUUUUGUGUUUAUUGAAGGCUGGUACUUCAAACUGGUUUAGAUUAUUCCUCAAUUACUCCAAAUCAAGCAUUCUGAAGGUAAAAACAGACAGAAGCAAAGUGGUGGAGCUGGGUUUAUAACUUCAUCUUGCUCCAUGCUAAACUGUCACAUGUCUAACGUUGAUUUUGUCUUUAAAAUCCAUUUUCUUCACAGUUAGAAUAAUUUUAAUGCUCGUAACAUUUCUAUGACUUAAACCGAAUUAAACCGAACCAAAUCAACCAGCUGGCACUUUCGUGUGUCGAGCGUUCACUGUAGGCCGUCUCUUUCUGCUUCUAGAGGUUAGAGAGAGAGAGACAGCUCUGGAAAGCACUGGAAUGUCUUAUUAGCUUCUUUUUGCUAACUGCUGAGCCUCUGCUCCCUGCUGGGUUAGUUCAGCUCCAGGACAGCCUUAAUCAAGCAGCAUUACUUCUUUUAUUUGACAGAAUAUUGAUACUGGUACUCUUGCUGAAGUGGACGGAUAUGAAAGCUUUUCUCCACUUGUGUAGAUUAAUAACUGGGGGAAACAGAGCGUCAGAUUGCCACACUGAGGGGAAACUCAUCGGUUCCUUCUGACAUCAGCAUCUCUAUCUGAAUCGGACGUUUGUGGUCAGUAGAUGUAGAAUGUCACUAUACUGUGAAUAACUUGAACUUGAGUUUGACGAUACAGUGCCACUGUGUAAUCGAUGUCUCUUAAAGCCACAUUUUUGCUAAGUGAUAUCUGGUAGCAAGCCGCUAAGUAGGUGAGGGCAGCGUAAUAUGCUGUAACCUUUUCUGUUGCCACCUCUGUCUAGAUUAACCUGAAUGUUUUUUCUUAAAUUAUUAUUUGAAACAGUCGCCAUCUGCAUCGUUGAUCUCAUUAAAAUGGUUCAUGCCUGCAGGCUAGUGUAGAAAGGCUGGGCACUCGUUUUCUCUCUCUCUCUCUCUCUCUCUCUGUUUAUCUGCUUGCGUUGCAGGUUCAUUUCUGAUUUGAUUUAAAUUGCACACAUUUCUUCUCUUAAUUGAGGUCAAAAAGCUCGGUCUCCUGCAGGACCUGGGAAUUUCAGAAUCGGAUAGGUUAGUUUAUGUUUUGUUGCUCUAAAGGUAACUAAGAGUUUGGGAACGACCCCUGCGUUAAGAAGGGGAGCGGGAGUCGUCCUGUGGUGAUUGUGGGAGGUGGUAUUUGCUCUUCUCAGUGGGGGGUUGGGUUUGGUUGAUGUGGGAAUUGCAGAUCUUGCUGUUGUACUGGUUAAUCCGUUCCACUAGAACUGAGCUCCACUCCCUUCCAACCCACCCGGCUCAGGAGAAUAGCCCAGACCACAGCCAGGCCUGAGAAAACAACAGUGGGAUCCGAACGAUUCACCAUAACAUACAGCCAGCUGGAUCAUAGCCUGGUUUAAAACUGCAGUUUUGUAUGUUGUUGAACACUAGAUAAAGAUCAUUUUAUUUAUAUAAACUUCAGGAACUGAUUGGACUGUAGGCAUCAGUGAAGGUCACCUUUACUUUCAUUAUUUUAUUUUUCUAGACUGUAGCAAAUCAUAUACGUAAAAUUAAACUUUCCUCAAGGGUUCUUGAAUUGGAAGUUAGUUUCAGGAAGAAUCUUUAAAAAGGUUUAUUACACUAGUGCUUUUUAUUUACAAACAAUAAUAAGUCUGUUUGAGAGGUUCUAUAGGGAAUUAAAUGCGUUUCCUGACUUGAUCCCUUCGUCCACCUUUAUGUUGAAGAGUCUUCAUUGUUUGGAAAGUGAGGAGAAAAAUCCGCCUUAAAAAGGGACCCAGAUAAAUCAGCGAUGUGCGGGGAGCUCCUGCGGGUCUGCGCUGUGUGUUUAUCUAAAAUCACCUGUAGGAUUCUGUUUCUGUGUCCUGUACUCCUUUCAGGUUCCAUCUCCUCCCUACGGAUCAGUUUAGAGUGUAUAACUGCAGGCGUCGUGUGUUAUGAGUGGGAUUCCUCAGUUAUUUGGCUUCAUUUUUUUUGUUUUGAUUUCUGUAACCUCGCUCCCAGAAAUGCUUUUUUAAGUGUUGUUGAUUCUAUCUUAAGAAAAUGUAUUUAUUUUCACUGACAAUAAAAUAUUUAUUUAAUGAAGAA